This is a messenger RNA of Purpureocillium lilacinum, 309 nucleotides long. NCBI's taxonomy places the organism in Eukaryota, Fungi, Ascomycota, Sordariomycetes, Hypocreales, Ophiocordycipitaceae. The record is from RefSeq and is a predicted model, not a curated record.
AUGCGCAUGCCCAAUCUCGUCUUGCUCGGCGUGGCGCCCGGCGUGGUGCUCGGCGGCGCGGCCCUGGGGCCGACAAAGGGCACGGCGGGCUGGACGUGUGAGCAGGGACGCUCCUACUGCGGAACUCGCCUUCGCAACUACGGAGUCUCGAUAUCGGACCUUCACCUCGCCAUGGCUGCCGUUCACGCGCUCCACGUCUACGAAACCGGUAGGGGCCUCUUUGUAUGCGACAAGGACCAGAUCAUCAGAUAUGCCAAGGAGUGCGAGAACGGAUGCGGGAUGACUGAGAGGUUUGACUCUUGCAAAUGA